AUGGCUUCCUCCUCGCGAGCUCUGGCGCUGAACAAGCUCGCGACCCGACAGUUCGGCGUCGCUCGCAUGCAGCAGCAGCACGCUGUCGCAUCCCGCAUCCUCACCUCCUCGACUCGCUCCUUGGCCACGGCAUCCUCCAGUCGGCCUCUUGCUGCCGGCAGCAUACGCCCCAUCACUCGUCAGUUCCAAAGGCAGUACUCUGAGUCAUCUGCUCCUCCGCCCAAGAAGCCAGGAAAGAUCAGGAGGACUUUCAGGUGGACAUGGCGCCUGGUCUACCUCUCCGUUCUCGGCUCCCUCGCCUAUGUUAGCUACGAGGUCUGGGAUAUCAGGCACCCGCUGCCUCAGAUCACUCCUGACCCCUCCAAGAAGACACUCGUGAUCCUGGGUACCGGCUGGGGGUCUGUUGCUCUCCUCAAGAAGCUCGACACCGAGAACUACAACGUCGUCGUCAUCUCGCCCCGAAACUACUUCCUCUUCACCCCCUUGCUCCCUUCAUGUACAACCGGAACUAUCGAACACCGCUCCAUCAUGGAGCCCGUGCGCACGAUCCUCCAGUCAAAGAAGGCCUCCGUCAAAUACUACGAAGCUGAAGCCCACUCCAUCGACGCCGAGCGUAAGGUCGUCAAAAUCAAGGAUGACUCCGAGAUCAAGGGCACUGUCAACGAGACUGAGGUCCCCUAUGACAUGCUGGUUGUUGGUGUCGGGGCUGAAAACGCCACCUUCGGAAUCCCUGGCGUUCGCGAGCACUCGUGCUUCCUCAAGGAGAUUGGUGACGCCCAGCAGAUCCGCAAGAAGAUCAUGGACUGUGUCGAAACGGCUGCGUUCAAGGACCAGGACCCUGAGGAGAUCAACAGGCUCCUUCACAUGGUUGUUGUCGGUGGAGGCCCAACCGGUGUCGAGUUCGCUGGCGAGCUGCAGGACUUCUUCGAGGAGGACAUCAAGCGACUUAUCCCGGACAUCAGCGAUCGCUUCAAGGUUACGCUGAUCGAGGCCCUGCCCAACGUUCUGCCCUCGUUCUCCAAGCAGCUGAUCGAUUACACCGAAAGCACCUUCAAGGAGGAAAAGAUCGAUAUCAGGACCAAGACAAUGGUCAAGAACGUCACCGACAAGUACGUUGAGGCGGAAGCAGUUGGCCCUGAUGGAAAGAAGGAGCGCGUGCGCUUCCCCUACGGCCUACUGGUAUGGGCCACGGGCAACGCCGUCCGGCCCAUCGUCAAGGAUCUGAUGACAGGCAUUGUCGCCCAGAAGGACUCUCGUCGCGGCCUUGCCGUCAACGAGUACCUUGUCGUGCAGGGAGCCCGUGACAUCUGGGCCGUGGGUGACUGCGCAGUCGCCGGAUACGCGCCCACCGCCCAAGUAGCCUCACAGGAGGGUACCUUCCUGGCCAAGCUCUUCAACAAUAUGGCCAAGACGGAGGAGCUGGAGACGAAGAUUCGCGAGCUCUCGUCCUCGCUGAACCUCAAGCCAGGUAAUGCGGCCGAAUCAUCGAAGCAGAUCGAGGACUACGAGAGGCAACUGCGCCGUAUCAAGGACAUCAAGCCGUUCCACUACUCGCACCAGGGCAGCUUGGCAUACAUUGGCAGUGAGAAGGCCGUCGCGGAUGUUGCUUGGUUUAACGGCAAUGUUGCAUCUGGCGGUACCUGGACGUACCUGUUUUGGAGGAGCGCGUAUCUCUCAAUGUGCUUCAGCACUCGAAACCGUCUCCUGGUCCUCAACGACUGGGCGAAGUCCAAGGUCUUCGGACGUGAUGUGUCCCGAGAGUAA
Messenger RNA from Diaporthe amygdali, 1764 nucleotides. Its product is annotated as lternative nadh-dehydrogenase. NCBI's taxonomy places the organism in Eukaryota, Fungi, Ascomycota, Sordariomycetes, Diaporthales, Diaporthaceae. The record is from RefSeq and is a predicted model, not a curated record. Gene Ontology annotation, molecular function: NADH dehydrogenase activity. The transcript has 3 exons. The coding region runs from base 1 to 1764 and encodes 587 amino acids.